Medioppia subpectinata is the source of this 401-nucleotide messenger RNA. Lineage: Eukaryota; Metazoa; Arthropoda; Arachnida; Sarcoptiformes; Oppiidae. The record is from the annotation of a GenBank genome assembly.
AAUUAAUUAAUAAUAACUAAACCGCAAAAAUGACAAAACCAUAUGAAGUGCCGUUUCGUGUGACCGAAAACGACAGCAAUUUGAAUAAGAAUGGAGUGAAACGUAUGUCUAAACCAAUGAUGGAGAAGAGACGUCGGGCCAGAAUUAACCAGUGCUUAAUGCAACUCAAGGAAAUGGUCAUCGAUUCUGGCAAACAAAAUAUUCAGAACUCGAAAUCAAAGCUGGAAAAGGCAGACAUCCUUGAGUUGACUGUGAAAUAUGUGCAACAAUUACACCAAAACCGUUUGUCCGCGCCGUCGGCGACGGCCUCCGAGCGGAAGGAGAACUCGGAGGUGAGUCCGGCGCAGAUUCUCAACGACUUUGUGGCCGGUUUUGCCGAAUGCGCGAAACAAGUGGAGGAA